Molecule: messenger RNA, 5289 nt
Organism: Liolophura sinensis
Lineage: Eukaryota; Metazoa; Mollusca; Polyplacophora; Chitonida; Chitonidae
Product: phosphoinositide 3-kinase adapter protein 1-like
Exons: 15
Coding region: 206-2419 (737 amino acids)
Molecular function (GO): signaling receptor binding
Source: RefSeq, a predicted model, not a curated record
AACGUGACAGCCAACAUACAGUUGGGAUAUCCUACACACUGAAGUUACACUGAUCACUGAUAGAUUUCUAGCCGUGGUUUACGAAUAGGGAUGUUUGAUUAGACCAGUUGAGCAGCCAGAGAACAGUCCUGUACUCUAGCGUCAUUAAUCCACGUGUCACUGGAUGUGAAAGCGUAAUCGCCAUAUAGGAGAGUCAAAGGACGCGAUGGCAGGGACAGAGCGCACCAGCUCAACCAUGGUACACGUCUGUCUGUUUUUCUCCAGUGAUGGUGUUGAAUGGGCAGAGUUUCUGGCCAAUAUUUUGAGACAAAAACAGCUGGAUCUGCAAGUUGCUACAUUCGACGUAAACGCACAAGAUACAGGAACCGUCCACCAGAAGGCGCUUUUGAAAGUCCUACUUGUCACCCCCGAAUUCCUGCAUCAUUUUAACCCCCCAGAGCCCGCGUGGCUCCCAAACCCCAGUGACAGUACAUCCAAUGUGAUGGUAUUACUGUGUGCCGUAGAGGCGUCUCGACUGUCGAGGUAUACACGAUAUUCAGACUGGAAAAUAUUAACUGUAGAAAAUUCAGACUUUGCCGUGAAGAAACUUAUAAAAAGCAUCGCAAAAACAGUAGAUGAAUGCGAGCAAAGAAGUCCAAUGCCAAUCAAACCCAAACCGCCUUUGCCAGCACCCCGGAGGCGCAUAUCACAGACUCAGCCAUGCCAUCCGGAUCCGACAACUUCCGGGAAUAUACCCAUUCCCGUCCGCUCCAAGAUACCGAUACAACGAGUGCUGCCUGAGAAGCAUGUGCCAGGUGAGAAAUUGACGGUGAUCUUCAACGAUCCCCCUGGUGGCGAGGAGAAGAUUGAGAUGGAUAUCAACGGACAGAGGAUAACUCCUAAAGUGCUGAAUCCGUACACGUACGAGCUGAAACUGCCAGAUGGAUUGUUCGGCAAGGUACAGAUGUAUAUAUACCAAGGCAGCGAGCGAUUGAACUCUUACCAACUGUCCUUCGAGCCUCCGGAUUUGACCGUAUUUACUUACAAAGGGAUGCUAACACAGACACUAAGAAUUCCCAACGACGAUAAUGAAGCUUUGGACCAAAAGCUGGUCGAAACACUGAACACAAGUUUGCCUGCAGGAAACCUAGAAACUCUAUUCCCAGGCUCUCUGGCUGACACACAUAAAUCAGAUAAAAGUGACAAGCAUCAACCGACUGUGUUGCACUUCGCUGCUUACAAUGGUUUGCGGGAGCUGUGUUGUCGUCUGCUAGAGAUACCAGGAGCGCUUCUGGCUUACCAGACAGAGAACUGUGACGGUCAUGACCCCGCCGAACUGGCAGACGAAGCAGGACACACGGAACUUGCCGAUUAUUUACGAAACUAUGUGGAAACUCAGGUAACAGUGAAGAUGGUUGAUAACAUCUACGAGGCGAUGAACGGCCAUUCCUUGGUGUACGCCAACACACGACCUCGGGAAAGCAGCAUGGCAACAGGUCCUGCAGACAUAUACAGUUAUCUCCCCAUGGACCGCCAACCCCAAUACCCAGUGGAGUUCGAGGAAGAGACUGACGAUAUUGACGAGAAGUUGUAUAUGAAGGGUCAUGCCACGGAGUUAGUCCCCGAGAGGUUCCCACCAAAAAGUCUACCUAGAUCUAAUUCCGAAAAAUUUAAGCAAAAGCCUCCUUCCUUCAAAGCGAAUCCACUUCCGAAGUCCUCAACCAUACCGCGGGGAUUUUGUUUUGGCAAUGAGAAACCUUCUCCAGGUACGGUGGGCUCUCGAAGUCAGGAGGAACUUAAGAUGAUUCAGAUCAUGGUGGCCGAAGGAAAGUUUUCAAUGGAAGAUUCGCAGAAGUUGUUUGAUGCCUGGAAAUUAAGAUAUGAUACCCCAUCGUCUUCAUUCAAAGAGCGACAGAAAGCGCUGAAUGACUUGAGAACAACUUUCCGAACUACAUUAGAAACUGCAGAAUAUUCCAAAGGAAAGAGUUAUUGGGGAAACGUCUUGAAUCGUGUUCAGUUAUCAAGAAAAAAGAAAAGCAACACCGUGGAAAAUACUGCAGACCAGGACCCUGUUCGAUAUGUUCCAUGUAUUUCGAUCAGCUCUCCCCUUUACGAACAGGUCGACGAGGAGCUCCGCCACGAUAUCUAUUCCCAAGCCUUCCAGGAUAGGUCUAGUAACGGUAGUGCCUACAGUUCAGCGAGCGGCGGGUCACGUGGGAGCAGAACAAGUACGGGCAGUUCCGGGGUCGGCAGCUUUAUCGAGGAGGAGAGCACCUAUAGUAUGGCAGAUUUCAGUCGAGGUAGACAACAGCAGAAAUCCCGAAGAGAGAAAGUCGUCCAAGAUACGUCUAGCCUGAUGAUGCAUCCAGCACCGAGUAUACCCCGCGCAGACAGGCCUAAACUACGGCGGCCUAUGCCUCCGCCACCUCCCCGUCACUGAGGCUACCUUCCUUUGCUAAGGUCACUUUCCAGUGACAGAGGCUUGACUGUGGCCACCUUCCCGUGACUGAGGAAACUGUCCAGUGACUAAGCCCAGCUUCUUCUGACUGAGGCCACCUCCUUGUGAAUGAGGCCACCUCCUUGUGAAUGAGGCCACCUCCUUGUGAAUGAGGCCACCUCUUGUGAAUGAGGCCACCUCCUUGUGAAUGAGGCCACCUCCUUGUGAAUGAGGCCACCUCCCGGUGACUAGGGCAGACUUUUAGUGUAUAAAUAAAUAUUGUGUAAUAUUAGUCUGAAUUAGUGUGAAUUUAGGGAAUAUGUUAACGUAGAGGUGCGUGCAUGUAAGGACUGUGUUAAAUUAGGGAGUAUGUGAAUGUAAGCAUUGUAGGAAUAUAGGGGGUGUGCGAAUGUAGGGACUCUGGGAACGUAGGAAAUGUGUGAUUGUAAGGGCUGUGUAAAAUUAAGCGUGUGGGAAUGUAAGGACUAUGUGAAAGUAGGGUGUGUGCGAAUGUAAGGACCGUGUAAAAACAAGGAGUGUAUAAAUGAAAGGGCUGUGUGAGGUUAGGCGUGUGGUAAUGUAAGGACUAUGUGAAAGUAGGGAGUUUGCGAAUGUAAGGACCGUGUAAAAGUAGGGAGUGUGCGAAUGUAAGUACGGUAUGAAAGUAGGGGGUGUGCGAAUGUAAGGGCUGUGUGAAAGAAGGAAGUGUGCGAAUGUAAGGACUGUGUGAAAGUAGGGAGUUUGCGAAUGUAAGGACCGUGUAAAAGUAGGGAGUGUGCGAAUGUAAGUACGGUAUGAAAGUAGGGGGUGUGCGAAUGUAAGGGCUGUGUGAAAGAAGGAAGUGUGCGAAUGUAAGGACUGUGUGAAAGUAGGGAGUGUGCGAAUGUAAGUACGGUAUGAAAGUAGGGAGUGUGCGAAUGUAAGGGCUGUGUGAAAGAAGGAAGUGUGCGAAUGUAAGGACUGUGUGAAAGUAGGGAGUGUGCGAAUGUAAGGAAUAUGUGAAAGUAGGGGGUGUGCGAAUGUAUGGACAGUGUGAAAGUAGAGAGUGUGCAAAUGUAAGUACUGUGUAAAGGAAGGGAGUGCAUGGAUGUAAGGACAGUGUUAAAUUAGGAGUGUGGGAAUGUAAGGACAGUGUGAAAGAAGGGAGUGUAUGAAUGUAAGCGCUCUGUUAAAAUAGGGAGUGUGCAAAUGUAAGGACUAUAGGAAAAUAGGGAGUUUGUGGAUGUAAGGACUGUUAAAUGGGGAAAGUAGGGUGUGUGCGAAUGUAAGGAUCGUGUAAAAAAGGAGUGUAUAAAUGAAAGGGCUGUGUGAAGUUAGGCGUGUGGGAAUGUAAGGACUAUGAGGAAAGUAGGGAGUGUGCGAUUGUAAGGUUUAUGGGGAAAGUGUGCGAAUGUAAGGACUAUGGAAAUGCAGGGUGUGUGAAUGUAAGGACUAUGGGGAGAGUAAGGAGUGUCCGAAUGUAAGAACUGUGGGAAAAUAGGGAGAGUAUGAAUGCAAGCACUAUGUGAUUUUAGGAGUGCCUGGAAUCCGGUCGUGUGAGAAAGUCGGAAGUGUAUGAGAGUUUCAUCUUCACCGCUACAGAAGGUUGAUAUUUGUUAUUUUUUAUAAAUGUAGAAUGCACAUGUACGGAAUAGCAUGUAUGGGCAUCGUGGGCUGCUGAUGUGUCGAAAAAAGUCUGCAAAAACCCGGCUGGCGAAAAUGUAAAAUGGGUGAGAAAAGCCGUGAAAAUGUAUCCGGGGUGGCUUUAAAGGUAGUAAUGUGCAUACCUCUUGAUGAAAGACUUUUAAAAACUAGACCUGUGAUCGCUUGAAUUGAGCUUAGUUUGCUUAUCUUCAGUUGUUGCCAGCCUGUAUAUGCUGUAUAUGUCGCAUAACUGUGUACGUUCCAGCUCUGAUUAAGCAGCCAGCGCAUGCGCCGUGAAUGGCGCUUGUGUAGAAUAAUAGCCCAGCAGGAGGUGAUAAGCUCUGGUCUAACAUCCACUUCCAGACAUGCAUACUGUUGUUGAUCUGUGAAAAAUUAAUCAGCACUACAAUUUAAGCUGACCCUUACAUCAGACUUUCAGGGAUCAAAGCGUAAUAGAGUGCGUGUGAAUUUGGACAAAUAUUUAUUGUUAUGUACCAUGUAUAUUAUUUUAGCAUUCAAUUCGAAUUGCAUGCUUAACGCAAGAAAAUAGAAGCGUAUUUAAAAUGUGUAGUUAUAGAUUUUUGCCAGUCGAUACAUGUAGUUACAAUGGUUGUUUAUCAUAUGGCUCGAGUGUCCUUAGAUGGCCAGUUUGACAUCUAUUUGCAAAGAUUUUAUUUCUGUAUUUAUUUGAUAAGACUAUACACGAGAUUUAAUAACCUUUGACUUUUGUAACUGUUUAGAUAUUAAAUACAGCGUUCAUGUGAUUUUAAGCAAUAUGUUACGUGGUAGUAGGCCUAUGUACAUGUAUGCAUGUGGCAACGGAAGGCUUUCAGCUAUAACUAGCGUUGUCACGUCAUGCCUCUGGUUCCGGCUACCUCCGCCUUAUACGUGUCUAUUUAUACACUCUGCGAUUGAUCGGACCCCAGGGCAGGGAUGUAGACUAAGGUUUGCUCAUGGUCAGCCAUGCAUGCAUUGUGUCAAACCUUUCCCUGAACUUUUUUCACAGGUCAUGAUUAGAGUACUUUACAGCAUUUUGUUCAUUGAUGAUUGCUGUACUGUCCCGUGUGCUAUACCGUGAAACUGGGCUGUCCAGCGAAAGAGGCAAUAAAUAUAUAAACAACUUUCUCAGCUCAGUUUUAUUCAACUACUUGAAUAUACACGUGUACUUUAACUUGACUCACGUCACAUUACCCGUGUUUUAAAGAACGCAUGCGCUGUGCGCUGUUAUGACUUGCCAUUUCGGUUAGGUA